Molecule: messenger RNA, 772 nt
Organism: Anopheles darlingi
Lineage: Eukaryota; Metazoa; Arthropoda; Insecta; Diptera; Culicidae
Exons: 4
Coding region: 26-772 (248 amino acids)
Source: RefSeq, a predicted model, not a curated record
GCUUUAUUUAUUUGGAACCCUUUUGAUGUUUGCUAUAAUGAGGUAUCCAAGUCUAGCUAAGCUUAUUCGGAUAUGUAUGGUGCUAUUUGCGUUAUCGAUACCUGCCAUUGUUAUUUAUGUUUAUGAAACUGAUGCUACAGUUUUAUUUAUUCUGAGAUAUAUCCUGCAAGAAAUUCGUACAUUGCCUUACUACACCAAGGUGUACAUUCCAUUCGAAACCAACGCCGGAAACUACUUCUUCGGUAUGCUCGCGGGAAAUGUAUAUUUCAUUUAUAAAGACAAUGAAUUAGCAUUUGAACGUUUGAAACUUAAUAUGCUCCUUCUCAGUGGAGGUACUUUCUUUGUGAUGAUGAAUUUUUUAACGAUAUUUUUGCCGGAAGGUCACCCGAUCUGUCCAUCAAUUAUUGUCGCUACUUUUGGAACAUUACUAAAAGGUGCUUGGGGUGUUUUCCCAGCCAUUUUAAUUCUAUACUUGGCCUUUAAAAAUCCACCAUCUAGGCUAACCAUUAUGCUUCGCCACCCCUGCCUUUACUUCAUCUCAAAAUUAAGCUUCACUAUCUACCUAGUUCAAUAUGGUGUGGUAUAUACUAUUUACAGAAAUAUCACCUAUCCAGUUACGUAUGAUGGCUUAACUAUAGUAAGUUUCAUUAUCAUACUGUUCAUCCAACAACAAUUCUCUAACCUAACUGUAAACAUUUAUUUCAGCUUUACUUUACAUCACUUAUUACAAGCAUUACGCUUUUUAUCGCCUUCCUGUUACAUAUUUGCUUAG